Hipposideros armiger (great roundleaf bat) is the source of this 2093-nucleotide messenger RNA. It is a transcript of the gene SNAP23, whose product is annotated as synaptosome associated protein 23. Bases 175 to 822 code for a protein of 215 amino acids. Gene Ontology annotation, molecular function: syntaxin binding; SNAP receptor activity. Gene Ontology annotation, biological process: synaptic vesicle priming; synaptic vesicle fusion to presynaptic active zone membrane; exocytosis. The transcript has 6 exons. Gene Ontology annotation, cellular component: plasma membrane; SNARE complex. Lineage: Eukaryota; Metazoa; Chordata; Mammalia; Chiroptera; Hipposideridae. The record is from RefSeq and is a predicted model, not a curated record.
UUGACAGUAUUGGAAUAUGACAGGGAAGAUCAAUGCACCAUGAGUUUGUGACUUAAUUUUUUUUUUUUUGUGGGGGCGGGUUACUGUGUUAAAGUGUGUUGAUUUGGGGAUAUUAAUUUUCCCUGUAGCUGUACUCCUCUGAGAACUUAGGUUUCUAAAUGAUUCUUUCCUGCUAUGUCAGGCCUUAUAGUUUUUGUUUCUGUUAUUUUUGCUAUGUUUUGUUUUGCUAUCAGCUCUUUUUCCUUCUUUCAGUCUCAGGAUGCAGGAAUCAAGACUAUUACUAUGCUGGAUGAACAAGGGGAACAACUAAACCGCAUAGAAGAAGGCAUGGAUCAAAUAAAUAAAGACAUGAAAGAGGCAGAGAAGACUUUAACGGAACUCAACAAGUGCUGUGGCCUUUGUGUCUGCCCAUGUAAUAGAUUCUCAGAUGUUGAUUGUUUCAAUGAAAUCAGGACAAAGAACUUUGAGGCUGGUAAGGCCUAUAAGGCAACAUGGGGAGAUGGUGGAGACAACUCUUCUAGCAAUGUAGUAUCUAAGCAGCCCGGCCGAGUGACAAAUGGUCAGCCUCAGCAAGCAACCACAGGAGCAGCCAGUGGUGGAUACAUUAAACGUAUAACUAAUGAUGCCAGAGAAGAUGAAAUGGAAGAGAACCUGACUCAAGUGGGCAAUAUCCUAGGAAAUCUAAAAAAUAUGGCCAUAGACAUGGGCAGUGGAAUUGACGCUCAAAAUCGACAAAUAGAGCGGAUCACAGAAAAGGCUGACACCAACAAAGAUCGUAUUGACAUUGCCAAUGCCAGAGCAAAGAAACUCAUUGAUAGCUAAAGUACUGCUGGACUUCUUUACCAUUUAUUCACUUGCCUAUAUCUUCCUUCAAAGUCAUUGCCUUUUCAGAGUUUGAAAUUUUGGUCCCGCACUCUUCUAAUCAGGAGAUAAUGUGGCAGAAGGGUGAGGAGUAACAGCCCCCCCUAUUUUUUUAUUUUCUCUUUUUCCCUUGAGGGUAGGCUGCUUCUCAGUCUUCCAGCAUUUUCUUUCUCAGUUUAUACUCUUAGUUGAUGCCAUACAUCGUAGAUAGUGAUGUUUUUUUCACCCUCCUCAUUUACUGUAGCAGGUUCUUCUGCUUUCAAGAUUUGGAAGCAUUGCCAAAGACAGCCAUAAAAAAGGAAGCUGGGAGGAUGGGUGGGGGAGUGCAAGAAGGGGAAGCAAGAGGCAAGAGGUUGUUACCUCAGUAAAACUUUCAGGCCACAAAGCAAAAAGUUGCAUAGCCACAGUAAAGAGUUAGUUGGGUUUAGUUUUUAAGUUGCAGUUAUUGCCAAUUUAGGCUCUUUGUUUUGGAGCUUUUAUAUAUAAUAUUUUUGUUAUACAUCACAAUUUUGCAACCUCUGCUUCAAAAAAGAAUGGAAGUUUUCUUAAAGUGAGCUUAAUUCCUGAACUCUUAGUAUUUCAUAUAUGUAAAUAGAUUCUGUGAUCACAUUGCAUAUUGCACCAUACAGGAACACUUUGUGUAAAUGAAUAGCUUUUUAUUUUCAUAUUAGUAUCAUGGUCCCAUUACAGGCCUAUUAACCUCAUAAAUUUGUCAUUAGCCUUUGAAGAAAAAGAUAUGUAAAUAUGUAAGUGUAACAUGAGAAUUUCUCUCUAAAGCAUGGCUUAAAAUUUUUUGGAGAAUUUUGACAAAGUAUAUCACGUGAAUUCAGAUUUACCUCAAUGCAAGAAUUAUGUUUUAGAUAGGAAAAAAGAAACUUGUUUUGAUCUCAGGUAGAAAAAUUGUUAGAUUGCUUUGAGUUUCAUGUAGAUUUAGACUUAAAAAGCUAGAAUUCUGUUUAACUGAAAGCGAUUUAGAAAAUUAUACUUUUGGUUUGAUUACUGAUGAUUGCAUUAUCAUUCAUCCUCAGCCUCGGGUAUUGAACUAUGUUCAGAAUUACGUUUAUUUGGAUCCUGAACAGUGUUGUAAGAAUCUGAUUGGUAUUUGUCACCUUUAUUUACAAGGUAGCAAAAAAAAGGGCACCUGUGCACUUCAAAGCUACUAAUGUGAUUGGUUUGACCAAUAACCAUUGCUUAAUCCUUACAAUUAAAUGUUGUAACUAAUGGAACUGUUC